CCCUUGCUCCCGCCCGGGCAAGGCGGAGCGGAUUCGCUGCGGGACGCGGCGGUUGGAUUCCGGGCGGGCGCGCGAGCAAGCAGCGCGGCGCCGGGGAGAUGGAGCUGGCCCCGCUCAUCAGGAAACUCGGUCAUCAACUUGCAGAGAUAAGAGAACGAGCUCUCAAGAAUAUAUUGUGUAAAUUAGAUCAUAAUUUGAUUUCAUAUGCUGAUCUAGUCCAAGAACAGUUGCUUUUUCUCCAUUUGCUGGAAUGGUUCAAUUUUCCUAUAGUACCGAUGAAAGAGGAGAUAUUAAAUUUGUUGGACAACUUGGUAAAGCAUCCGUCUGCUGUCCGGCAAUUGGUUGGGAUUGGUGCAGUGGAAUUCUUUUCUCAACUUCGUCAUAAUAUGGAUCCACAUCUGCAGACUGUAAUUGAUGGGAUUCUAGAUGGGCUCUUCCUACUUCCUUCAGAAAUUCCUGCCAAUUAUCCAGCAGUGUCUUAUCAAGGACAGCCCUUACCAUCAGAAGACAAACCAGUUUUACCCCAAGAAGAAAUAUUCACUGGAUAUUUUCACCAAGGCAGAAGUAAUUUGCAACAGAUGGAAAUCCCUCCCAAAAGAUCAGUUGUAAAUCAGGCAGUGAAAUGUUUGAAGUUUUCCACAUUUCCUUGGUUAACACUGACCACAACGGAUAGACAUGUUCUUUCAUCAAAUGAAAGCUCUUUGAGAAGUAAUAACCACAGUUUAAUUUGGAGUACAUGUGAGCUUCUACAGGAUGUUAUUAUGCAAGAUUUCCCUGCUGAGAUUUUCCUUCAAAGACCAAAGAUUGUUCAGAGCCUUCUGUCUCUACUAAAGCUGGCUUUUGGAAAAGAUGGAAAACACCGCUUAGCCUUGCAGGCGGUGUCAUGCCUGCAACAGUUAUGUAUCUUCUUAAGAAAUAGGCUUAAUUUUCACAGAGAUCCAGGCUUUUUCUCCACUGACCAAGGUACAGCUUCCCAGAAUUCUUCUAUGUCCUAUGGCCAAGAAGUAAGAGGACCUCACCAUUCCCAGAAUCCAUCGCCUGGAAGUAGUAGCCCUCGACCAUCUGUGAUUGGACGUACUGGUCAGCGUCCCAGAGGUGAUGGCCAAGACUGGGAUGCAGCGUCUUCCAGUGGAAGCAGUACUCAUGCUAGUGCAAACUCCAGAAUAAAUCUGCAGUCACCGCUGGAUGUAGGGCACAUUGACCUGCCAGACCUGGAAAGUGAGGAUACUUUAGAGUUACAGUUCCAACAGCUCAGCCUUCCUCAGUUCUGUGUGUCCAUCCUGGAAUAUGCUGUACCUCUUCUAAGAACAGGCAGUAGUAGAGUGACAAUGCAAGUUCUUGAAUUACUUUCUGAAGAUGUGCUUCUUAUUGGUGAUGCAGUAUCUGAAGAUGUUUGGGAGGACCACAGCUUCUUUGGGUUAGAGUUGAAAGAUAAGCUGCUUAUGGUCCUGGGUUCACUUGGAGAAACCAUAUCCUACCACAAAAGUAACAUCAACUCAGAGCAGCCUGAGCUGAUGUUAGUGCACCACAGAAUGGCAUUUAUUAGCAUUUCACUUUUCACCGUGCGACUAUUGCAAACACUUCUCCCUGUAGAAAAGGCCAGCAAAGUGUUACCAGAGAGCUUGGUGACUGCUUUAUUUCUUCUUUCCUUGGACAUGCCAUUCUCCUUGGAAUAUCCAAGUAUUCAUGAGUCGGUGGCAGCCUUUUUGGAGCAGAUGAAUUCUGAGAACUACAGUAUUUAUAAACAAGCUGCAGAGGCUGUUCAUUCAAUUGAGUGCACCUGUAACUUUAUGAUGGAUGUCCACAAGGAGGGAGAAAAAAAUUUCUUUGAACUAGUGGAAUUGGCAAAUCAGGCCCUAAAUAGUCUUCCUUAUCAUCAGCACUUUCCCAUGCUUCAGGAAAUCAUCCACAUUUGCUUGAAUAUCUGGAAGUCUGCCCAGGCUAACCCAUUGCUGCAGGCAGAGAGUCAGAAGGUGCUUCUCCAUCUGUUGUCCCAUCCUCUGCUGAAUAUAAAAACUGAAGCUUACCAUUGCUGUCUGGAAAUUGUUAAGGAAUGUUUGGGUAUCCAUAAUGUCACAACACCUGUGUCUUCAAUUUGUCAUGGAGUUCACUUUCUUCUUCAUCCAAAAGUUUUAUAUGAAAUCUCUGCAUUUGGCCUCCAGGAGUCCAAAAAUGAGGUGAACUCUGCUGCCAAGGCUAUUCUACUGUAUCUCCUGCAGGGGCGAUUGAUGAUGACAGCACUGACCUGGAACAAGUUUAUUGAGGCCCUCUAUCCCAUCAUUCCAAUUUUACAGGGUUAUGCAGACACAGAAGAGACACUGGGUAACUGCAUCCUCAGUCUAAGCGAAACAGCUUCUGACAAAGGAGAAGGGAUUCUCCCUAGAACUACUAGAUUAAGGGCUGCUCUACGACUUCUCUUCUCAAAAAAGCAGUUAGUCCGUUCUGUGGCACUGAAACAUCUAACAUUCCAUCUCAUGAAUGAAGAAGGGGCCAGCCUGAAGCGUCCUCUUUUGCAUGGUAGUGUUUUCUCCAGUGUUCCUAACUUGUUUAUUGUGGAAAGACCUAUUGAGCUGAAGUUGGAUGAUACAAAAGAGUCAAUUUUUAAGGAAGAGACAGUGGAAAAACUAUAUGGUAUUCUUACUUCUGACACCAUUGAUCUAGUUUUGAGAAAGUCUGCAGCAGAGCAGCUAGCUAUAAUUAUGCAAGAUACCAAAAUGCAUGAUGUUGUGAAAAAAUUGGGUCUGAUAGAUAAGUUAUUUGUUUACUUUACUGAAUGUGUACACCGAGAUGGCAAGAUCAUGGAAUGUAUUGUGUUGCCAUGCCUUACACUUCUACGAAAACUUGUAUAUGCUGAUCCAGUUACACGCCUGUCAUUAGCACAGCAGCCUUCUAUCCUGCUAACGUUAUUGAGAGUUUCCUUGAUUUUCCGAGAUGACUGUGCUGUUCUGACUGAAAGUGCAGCAUUGCUUUGCCUUCUGUCGUUUGAUGAAGUAGCAAGAAAAGAAAUCUGGUCCGAUGCUGUAUCCAGUAAUUGUUCUAACCUACCUGCUUUCAGCUUGCCUGUAGCUAUUGUCAGACGGUAUCACCUCCCAAUCAGAGUCACUGCUCAUCAUGCAGUUAGUCCUAACUCUGUUGUUUUGCUGUUAUCUUCUGACUGCUUGACCUCGAAGCCUGUGUCUGACAUGCUUAAGAUGGCUUGGAAUCUGUCAUGGUAUCACGGGAUUGAUAAAUUAUUGCAACUGGUGAACUAUGAAACAGAAGCACAAGCAUUUUUAGACACAUUAAAGCUAUCCUCAGAGGACAUUCUUACGUUGAAGAUAACACACACAACCAGUGGACUGCAGGAUUGUCUUAAUGCAGUAAUUCAGGCCGUGUCCCACAGGGAAGUUAGAGCUGCUGUGACUAGGAUGAGUUUUUAUGUUCUAAAUGACAAGCUGGCUUUAAAAUUUAGCACUGGCUCUUGCAGGACCACUUCGAAGGGCGUGGCUUGGCAAACAGCAUUCAACAGGUUUCUGCAAGUACUUCCAGCUUCUACAGAAGAUGAGAAGCUUCUGGCUGAUGUCUUAAGUUUUCUAAACAAGUUGCUUAGGGAACAGAAGAAGAGUUUGGAAGCAGAACAUCUAAAAUGGAUUCUGGAGGUACUGCUUAAACAUAAUUCAAGCUCACUGUUAGACCUUCUGGUCCGACCUGAAUCCCAGGAGCAGGAUGAAACAGAUGACAUACAAACUGCUGUCAGGCAACAACUGCAGAAAGAACUGAUUGGUCUCUUUAACAUGUUGCUACUCUGCUUCACAUCAGUUACUAACAGAAAAGGCUUGGAACUUACUGAUUGUUUCCGAACACAGCUGGCUCUGAAACUGCUACAGUGUUUACGGGUAACAGAUGCGCCCCACUUUUAUGGAUUGCCUUCUUUGGAGAGAACGUUACGAGGAAUGGUCCAUGUCACUGGACACCCAGGCUGGAGUUCAUACUCAGCGACAGCUGAGCCAUUCACAAUUUGUAUGAAAUAUUUGACAGGUCUUCUUGAGGUCAUCUCAUCUUUUUAUGUUGAAUGGGGAGGAAAUGCUAUGUCCUUCAUGGGCAAAGGUGUCACAAAGAGCACAGUACUUUGCUUGCUUCACUUGUCCCAUGAAAUGAUGGCUCAAGCCAAAAAUAGGGACUGGGUGUCUCUCUGGUUCUUGCCUUACGAUAAAAGUGAAGAACAAGUUCCUUCUCGGCUUGGGCUGGCAUGGCUAGUUCCAUUAUGGGUAGAUAGAGAUCCUGAGGUAAGGUUCACCUCCCUUGGAAUCGGAUCAGCUCUUACAUCUCUUGAAUUAGGAUGCAUUGCUUUAGCAGACAGCUGUCAGAACAUUUCAGGAGGGUUAUGGGGAACAGUGAUAAACAUUCUUCUGGACCAAUCGGAAUGUAGCAUGGUACGCAGAGAGGCUGCUUUUAUUCUUCAGAAUCUUCUUGUAAUCCCAAUGCCAACUGAAGAACUGAAAGAUUGUGCGUGGCAGGGGCCUUGUGUACAUGAUGAAGAUUCUGGUCUGUCUCAUAUAGGAAAACCUGCCCUUCAGGCUCUAUUAUAUCAUUGCCACUUCUAUGAACAUUUGAAUCAGAUGGUGAAGCACUGUUACUUGGGUCGAUACACGUUUGAUUUGAAUUGUUCCGCAGGAGACAGCCUCAUGGCAGAAAAAAAUGGCAUAAAUGAUUUCGAUGACUCUAUUAAUUUUUGGAGAGUUCCAUCCAGUCAAAGCCAAUCUCCAAGUUCUCAGUCAACAUCUGAUACUAUGAGAAAGAGAAGGGAAUCUUCUUAUGCCGGGGUAAAAUCUGGACAUGGAACACCCACAGGAAACCCAGAUCAGAUCCUUUCUGCCUCACCGUCAAUGGGGAGCGUUGAUGAGCUGCAGGCCCCUGCCCCGCUAGCAUCAGCUUGUUUUGUCCCUGAAACACCAGUUGACCGGCUUAUGGCUCAAGGUCAGAGUGACACUACCACAACAGCAUCUCCACAUGCUGCAGCAUCUCCCCAGCCUGAUGUUCUGUCUAAUCAGUGUGCUCUAGUCACACCUCCUCUCCUGUCAGCUGUAUGCAGCCUGCUGGGCAACCUGCUGGUGGUUGUUCCAAAGGACACUGGAAUUGCUCUUCGAAAAGCACACGUACUAACACCUCUCAGUAGUCUUGUAAAUGCUAGGUUGGUUGAAAGAUGUAUGUUGGAAUUGAAAGCUCCUCUGCCUCAUCCAUGUCACACUGAACAUACAAAAGUUCAGGUUUUAUUCCUACUUCAGUACUUGUCUUCAGUGUCCAGGCUUCUACAGUCAUGUUUAUUGGUAGACACUCAGCUUGUGAUCCAGGAUGAGCUAAUGAAACCUCUUUUGGGAAAUACCUUAAUGAUCCUCUCCGUUCGCUCUCUGGAUGGCUUGGAUACUGAGUUAACAUAUGCGGUUCACCAAACAUGGACAGACUUGUUUAGCCUUCUGGCUAUGCUGUUAAGGAAAAGUGGCCAAAUCGCUCUUCCAUCUGUGACAGCAGCUCUUGGAAAACGUUGGACUGCAAUAAUUGAUACAAUUUGUGACUGUGUGCAUCUGUCCACCACAUGUCCCAGCUUAUAUAUGGCCAGUUUGCAGUUCCUCUCCUUUCUUUUGGCUGAAGAGGGGAAAAGGCAGCUCCAAGAUAAACAGAAUAUUUGCCCCAACCCAACAAUUACUUUUCUUCUAGAUGAAGCGGAAGGAGGUUUGGCAUCAGGAGCCAAACUUAAUGAAUUAAUAAUUCAGAGCUAUGAAGAAAAAUCCUCUAAAGAUGUGCUGAAACGAGUUGCUGCAGGUGCUUUACUGUCCCUGUUGGCUGUCAGUAAAAGUGCCCAGAAAUGUGCUUUGGAAGCUAACCUUAUAGACAGCUGCAUGGAACAGAUGAAGCACAUUCAUGCACAGCUGAACUUAGAAUCCCUCAGGCCUGGAAAAACAGCACAGAAAAAAAGGGAGGAUAACCUUAUAAGGGAACUAAGGGUUGUUCUGCAGCUCCUAAGAAACUGCCUCUUUCGAAAUGAAGAGUGCAAAGUGGCAGCACUUGAGGCUCAUCUUGUCCCUGUCCUCCACUCUCUGUGGCCAUGGUUUAUAAUGGAUGACUCCUUAAUGCAAAUCGCUCUUCAUUUGCUUUGUGUCUACACUGCAAAUUAUCCCACAGGCUGUGGUUCUCUUUGCUGGGCAAGCAGUGGACUGUCUCCAUUUCAGACUGCACAGAGAAGCGCAACCAGCAACUCACUAAUACACAGCAUUAUCAAGUUAGCUUCCCAAACACUAACUGAGAACAGCUCAAUUCAGCGUAUGGUCUUUACUCUUCUUUCCAACCUUGCUAUUUCUCAUGACUGCAAGGGUGUUAUUCAAAAGAGUAACUUCUUACAGAACUUUUUGUCUCUGUCAUUGCCAAAAGGAGGAAAUAAAAGCCUUAGUACAUUGGCUAGCCAUUGGCUAAAGCUGCUAUUGAAUAUAUCCUUUGGAGAAGAUGGACAGCAGAUGAUCAUGAAGCUAAAUGGUGGUUUAGACCAGCUGUUGGAGAUGAGCAAAUACAAACACAAGAGUAGUCACCAUAUAGUCCUCCUUAUUCUGCACAACAUCUGCUUUAGUCCAACUAACAAGCCCAAGAUACUUGCUAAUGAUAAAGCUAUUGCAGUGCUAUCUGCUUGUUUAGAAAGUGACAGCCUCACUGCUCAGAGAAUAGGAGCAGCUUCACUUUGGUCUUUGCUCCACAAUUAUCAGAAGGCAAAAGUGACUUUGAAGAAUCCAUCAAUAAAGAGAAGAGUAGAUGAGGCUUAUUCUUUAGUAAAGAAAACUCUUUCACAGCCAGAAGGAAACCAGCUAAAAGCCUAUCACUUAAAAUGUCUAGAGAAUCUAGUGAGACUUCUCAAUAGUUAAUGACUGUUGGUGAGUUCUCAUGUUGAAGGUGGAUUGCUUACUCCAUGGAAGACUGGAAUUUAAAGAAAAGAUUUCUAAUGCUGAGAUUUGUGGAGGCAUCGUGUCACAGAAAAAAUGUACUACGUCUUUGGGAAGGGAGUUGAUCACCUAACACCAAAGAAAUAAUAUAGAUUAUGGUUGAAACAGCAUAUAUUGUAUUCCCAAUGGGAAAUUGUGGUGAUACUGCAUCUGGGAAAUGCAAAAGGAGAAUGAGAACAUGGGGGUGGGGGGAGAGGAGGAAAGAGUAUAAGAAAUUAAUAAUUUUAUUAAAUUAUGUGUUGAAAUUAUUACUGGAAAAUAUUAGUGGUUGGUUUGAAUCCAUCUA
Messenger RNA from Mauremys mutica (yellowpond turtle), 7251 nucleotides. It is a transcript of the gene RTTN, whose product is annotated as rotatin. Gene Ontology annotation, biological process: centriole replication; ciliary basal body organization; centriole-centriole cohesion. NCBI's taxonomy places the organism in Eukaryota, Metazoa, Chordata, Testudines, Geoemydidae. The transcript has 50 exons. Bases 99 to 6887 code for a protein of 2262 amino acids. Gene Ontology annotation, cellular component: ciliary basal body; centriole; centrosome. The record is from RefSeq and is a predicted model, not a curated record.